Messenger RNA from Aureobasidium vineae, 1620 nucleotides. The record is from the annotation of a GenBank genome assembly. Lineage: Eukaryota; Fungi; Ascomycota; Dothideomycetes; Dothideales; Saccotheciaceae.
AUGGUGCCAUCAGAGAAGUCGCAGCCAGCGACCGAACCGUACGAGACCGACAUCAAAGAAAUACACGAGACCACUUGGAGUUCGACAAGCUCUUCGAGUGCUUCACUCCGUUCUGUUCACGAUGAGGAAAGCGUAGAUGAACAGAACGAUCACACCGUAGCCUUCGCAGAUCUCGAGCCUACUGCUUCCAGAAGCAUACCGCUUCCGCCUCCGCCACAGCCGCACUCCAGUCCAAAGUAUGAGGUUAGAUGGGAGGAGAACGAUGUCGGAAAUCCUAAGAAUUGGUCGGUCUGGAGGAAGGCGCAUACUAUCUUCGCUUGCACAAUUGCGAGUUGUACAGUUAUGACUGUAGAGCUCGGAGUGUCUAACUCACUAGUAUCCCUUCUAGGCUUGUCAACAUACCUCUUCGGUAUGGCUUUCGGAAGCAUGAUCUGGGCUCCGCUGAGCGAGAUGUUUGGCCGCCGGCCGGUGUAUAUUUCGACACUGUUCGCCUUCAUGUUCUUCAUCUUCCCCUGCGCCAUUGCAAAAGACGUCUCGACCAUCCUUGUUUGUCGCUUCUUCGCUGCGAUGGUUGGUUGUUCGGUCGUAUCAAACUCGCCCGGCACAAUCAACGACGUCUCGACAGACAAGCACAGGGCUUUUACCUUCAGUUUUUGGUGCAUCGGCUUAAUGAAUGGACCCGUCCUCGGUCCGCUUAUUGGUGGCUUCGUGUUCGAUAGUCUGGGUUGGCGAUGGAUCCACUGGAUAACACUGAUACUUGCCGGUGUAUCUUUCCUGUUAAUGGCAACGGUGCCGGAGACGUACGGUCCUGCUCUCCUCCAGCGUCGUGCGGAAAAGAAGAGGAAGGAUACUGGUGACAGCCAAUGGUGGAGCCAGCAUGAUGAGAGACGAGCAUUCUGGCCCUUGCUUGGAGCAUCACUCUGGAGGCCAAUCUACCUUACCGCUACGGAGCCGAUUCUCUGGUUCUGGGAUCUGUAUAUCCUGAUCAUCUACUCGAUGAACUACUUGACAUUCGUAAUCUACCCAAGAGUGUUUGUAGGACUUCGUGGGUGGUCGACCGGUCACACUGGGCUCUCGUACCUUGGUAUUGGUGUCGGCAAUGUGUUGGUGAUCGUGUGCGAACCGCUCCUCAGGAAGAUGAUCCAAUGCAGGAGGCUAGGCGCCAACGGCAAGCCAACGCCUGAGUCGCCAGUAUUCAUCGUGUGCAUCGGUGCAAUCCUGGUGCCCAUAGGUGGUUUGAUGUUUGCUUGGACAUGCACACCGGACGUGCACUAUAUCUGGCCAAUCCUCUCGGGCAUUCCCUUUGGAGCGGGUACGACAGCAACAUUCAUCUAUGGAUCCAAUUACAUUGGACGUAGUUAUGGGAUGUACGCAGCGUCGGCCAUGGCUGGUAAUGUGUUGACUCGUACUAUUGCGGGCGGUACGCUUCCGUUGGCUGGACCAGCGAUAUGGAAUGCUCUUGGUCCACACUGGCAAGGAACACUGCUGGGACUGUUGGAGGUUCUCAUCAUUCCUAUUCCGUUUGUGUUUUACAAGUACGGCCAUCUGAUUCGACUCAAGUCAAAGUUCAUUAGCAGGAUGGAGCAAGAAGCCAAGGGUGGAGAAAAGGGAGGUGCCUAA